Molecule: messenger RNA, 5115 nt
Organism: Macadamia integrifolia
Lineage: Eukaryota; Viridiplantae; Streptophyta; Magnoliopsida; Proteales; Proteaceae
Product: 30S ribosomal protein S21, chloroplastic-like
Exons: 3
Coding region: 137-844 (235 amino acids)
Biological process (GO): translation
Cellular component (GO): ribosome
Molecular function (GO): structural constituent of ribosome
Source: RefSeq, a predicted model, not a curated record
GGAAUUCUGGACGACAUGAGUUGGUGAAGGCUCACUCUUCACUCUUCGGUCUUCGGCUUCAUUUCUCCUAAGUUCUAAUCUAGAAUGUUCCAUCUACGUAGCAAAGCCUGGGAUCAGCGUCACUGUGUCUCUAUCCAUGGCUGCUUCGUCUCUCCGCAACUUUCGUUCUUUCUCAUUACCAUCACAAAAGCUUCCCACCAAGAAAACGAGCACUCAACUCUUCUUUUCUUCUUCCUCUGUCCCAUCUGGUUCUUCUCUUUCUGUUUCUUCGUCUUCUUUCAGAUUGUUUCCGAGUGGUAUAUACAGACAUGGGUUAGUUCCAGUAGUAGCGAAUGAUCUUUCUUCUUCUUAUUCAUCUAAUUUAUUGUCUGUAGUAUGCCCUUCUCGUCUUUACUCGAAUACCCUCUUCUGUAAAUCUGACAACAAAGAACCGAAAUGUAACUUAAGAAAACCCUACAACCUUAAGGUCCUUGUGGGCGCUGAUGAACCUGAAGAGGCCUUGCUUAGGAGGUUCAGGAAGGAAGUAAUAAAGGCUGGAAUUAUUCAGGAAUCCAAGAGGAGAAGAUUUUUUGAGAACAAGCAGGAUAAGAAGAAAAGGAAGACCAGAGAAGCCGCUAGGCGGAAUCGAAGAAGGUACUUUUUUGGGUUCCUUGUUAUUUUCCUUCUGGAUUGUUUUCCUUUACGAGUUUGGUAUUCUUCCGUUCCAUUUAUAUGUUUAAGUGCUAUCUCCCUUCUACUAUGUUUACCCAGAAGGGAAUUUGCUUCCAACGCCCAUCAUCGAGAACUCCACCUCCUGAGAAGAAAGAAUCAUCGAAGAAAAAGAAGGAUGAGGAUGAAGAUGUAGAUAACUGGGCACUUCCCGAAGGAGACCUUCCAUAUUGACUACCAUUUUUCACCAUUCUUUCUUUGUGUGGUAAUUGCAUCCUCUGAGACCUCUUUCUGUUGUAAGUUUCUCUGUAAAAUCCUCUUUCUUUGGCUGUAAAGAGCAAGGAGUUUUGUUCCUCCUUUUGAUUAACCAUUUAUUGUUCAGAAAUAGAAUAGUGUUGGCUGUAUUGAUUCUGAGAUCUAUGAGUAGCGUGUUCACCUGUAUCACUUCUACGAGAAUUAUUUUAUAUGAUUUGCAUGAUUUGAAGAGCUAGAACCAAAUGCAGGACCACACUGUUUUAUUUCCUAAUUGCAAUAAUUCAACUGAGUUGAAGGAUACUACUUCUGCUUCUGUUAUGACUAAUAGGAAGUGCAAUUAAACCAUAGAAAGUAGUUCUUGGAGUUCUAAUUUUCUAUUUAAAUACAUACAGAAAUAAAAAUCCUGAUAUCAAUACUACCAUAAAGAUCAAAUGAAAGAAUUUCUGUUGCUUCCUGGUUUCAAAGUAACAAUAGAUUUAAUGAAUAUCAAAUUGAUCACCUGAAGAAUGAAUGAAUCACACAGGAGCACAGUAAGUGAAAAUAGGGGUGGGGUGGGGUAGAACAGAAUAAUACUCUGGGUAUGGCUAUCACAUCUCUGCUUCCCAUUUGUCACCAAAGCUACUUUUUUUAUUAUGCCUUUUUUAAUCACUUGAUGCUUUUUGGGGCCACAGAACAAUAGUAUAAAUUGAAAACUGAAGGUCUCAUUCCACGAGGCAUGAGGUCAUUACUACAGGGAGAAAAUUACUAUGAAACACGAAAUUUUCAAGAGUAAUGCCACUUUACAAUCAGGUUGGGUAUUAAGUGAAAUUUAAUGUCCCUAUCUCCUCUUCUUAAUUUUGCUCUUUAUAUUCUUAUAAUAUGUUUUAUGAUAUAUAUUUUAGUUAAGAUAGGAUAAGUUAAAGACGUUUAAUUAUGAUAGGAUCAGGAAUAUCCAAUUUUGUUACAUGUUACUUUCUGCAAGCUACUGAGCUGUCUGCCUUUUUGGGUGGAAAAAUAGAGCUUACACAAGGUUUUCCAUCCAAGUGAUCACAUGGAUGUCCAUUCCUAUUAAAGGGGGGAUUCUCCGUGUUUUCUUUUGUUUUAGUUCAUGAUCAAUUGUUGUUGCCACUGCAUUUGGUAUACUUAUGUUUCAUAGCACAUUUUUCAAGCAAAUGGUGGGUUGCUUAAUAAAAUCAUUGGAAGAAGAAAUCUAGAAAAUUCAGCAAGAUAUGAUGAACUGUUUGUUUUCUGUGGAGGGAAAUAGUGUGAAUACCCUUUGACGAAGGAUAGAUCAUGUCCAGCUGAAUUGUGCACCCUAAUAACUUAUGAUAUGCACUUGAUAAACCAAAACUAUAUGGGUAUGCUUUAGUAUCCAGGAUCUGAAGGAUGGAAUAAGCAUCUCUAUAUUGCUGGGCAAGUAAAUAUUGGUUAGAUUUUCCUAGCCAUACAAUAUAAUGCUAAUAGCAAUACUUCAGAUAAGGAGAAGAUCGAGCUUUUUUCCAUUAAGCUUUGGCGAGGUUAGAUUCCCUGAGUUUGGUAAAGUACUUCGCUCCAGGUUCCGAAACUGUGAACAUGCAGGUCUGGCUGGUGCACUUAAACAAAUCUUACUUUGUAGAGUCCUAAAGGAAACUGGAGCAUUUAUCAGAUUUCUGGCCUUGCUGAAUCUUCUAAAUCCUUUUUUGGGGGUGUGACUGGAUUGAGGAAUGGAAAACAAGGUAGUCUGCAGCUUCUUAAACAAAGCACUUUAAUAUAGGCUUUGAGCAUUGCAGUAGUUGUGAAGGUUCCACCAAAUUAUACCUUGUUUAGACAAGAUUUUAGUUCAGUAAAUUUUUUUUUUAGAUCAAUUGCCCAGCUGCCGGCCACGGAGCACACUUAUUGGAGCUAGAAGCUCAUCCUGUAGUUCAGUAAAUUAGUCCCUUUUUCAAAUUAUCUUUGGCUCACAAUUCUAUGUGGAUGGAUCCUUGAGUUCCUGGUCUUCAUAAUUUUUUAAUUCCAUCCAUAUAUGGUCUUAAUGAGGAGCACAAUACGGUUAGUGAAUUGAUGCCUAAUGAUCGUUGGAAUGUUGGUUUGUUGUUUCACAUUUUCCCUCCUCAUAUUACUAGGAAUAUUGCUCAAGUCCCAAUUACUAGACCUUCCACAUUAAAUGAUGGUUGGUUCUGUCCUUUAACCAAGACUGGUAAUUGACCACACAUAUUUCUAUUAAGUUUCUUUUAGAAGGUUAUAUGCAUUAUCAAAGUAAUUUUGCAAAUAAAGGUUUGUGGAGAGUGUUGUGGAAGCUUAAACUCUGUCCUCAUUUUAAAUUGUCCAUGUGGAAAGUUUUAGUUGGGGGAUUUUAACUAAUAGUUAAUAUUAUGGAGGUGGAUCCUUUAUGUUCUCUUUGUAAGGUGGAGGAGGAGUCCAUUUGGCAUCUCUUCAUAUCUUGUACUUUUGCAAAAAACAUUUGGAUGGCAGGGCCAUUGGAAUUCACACCGAGUACGUCUCUGCCUCUUCUCUUUUUGAUUUAUUUGCCUCUUUUGUUUCUUCUCCAGCCCUUUCCCAUGUUGAAAUAGGUUAUAUUCUAUCAAUCUCAGCUAUGACUAUGUACUUCAUAUGGAUGGCUUGGAAUAGGAAUGUUUUUUCAAAAUCAUAAUUUCUCUCCCACUGCUAUCAUACGCAUUAUUCUUAGGUGUGUUUCUGAUCCUGGUAUCCUUGUUCCACCUUCCCAAUGUUGUUCUCCACUGACUCGAAAUAAUUUGUCUUUGUCGGGGUAUCAAGCACUACAGUCUUGGAUAACCCAAUUAUUAUUUGUGAUGGUUGCUUUGAUCUGACUACAUGCGCUGCUGGUUGGGCUGCUGUUUGUUUGUUUAGAUCCCGAAUUUCAUUUUGUCUCUAUGAGUAAUGCUUUUACAAGGAACUUGUUGGAGUGUUGGAAUUGCCAGGAGUAUCCUACAGGGUUUAUGAUAGGCAAUGGCAGAAGGAAUUCAAAGACUUGAAGUUUGGACUGAUAGUUUGUAACUGGCUGAGUGGAUAUCGCGAGGGAAGCAUGGUGGGUGGCCAUGGGAUUAUUUCAAAUUCAGUUGGAUAGUUAUGAAUUGCCCUCUUAAUUAGUUGUAACUCUUAAAUUAAAGGAUUCUAAUUUUUAAUUUAGUUUUAGUUGCUAGGAGAGUAGCAUAUAAAGCUAGGGGUGGAUGUUAACCUCUCUCUAAAUUGUAGAUGUUAGUUAUAAUAGGGUUUACUUGAACAUAGGAUAAUUUCGGAGGUUGGAUUUCUCUCUCUCUCUCUCUCUCUCCAUAAAUUGUAGAUGUUAGUUAUAAUAGGGUAACUUGAACAUAGGAUAACUUCAGAGGUUGGAUUUCAGUAGACAACUAGUAUAGUGAUUGAAUCCAAUAAAAUGAAGAUGACAUGUUCAUUUUAGGGGAGAGAGCAGAAUGAAAGAUCACCUACCCAUGAGAUCAGAAGGGGUUUGUCCCCCAUGAAUUGGACUCUCUUCCAUCUUUGCUUCGCAUUUUUCUUUAUUUUUACUUUUGUCUAGCUGCAAGCAAACUCUAAUGAAAUUAAAACAAAAAUAAAAUGAAAAAUUUUCAAAUCAUUUUGUGUAUCAAAAUACUUAGAUUUGAAUAGAAAAGUAUGGCAGAAAAUGAAGGAUUCUGGUUGGGAAGUGCUUAAAAGUUCCGGUGAAAAGCAUAGUGCAACUGCAGCUUCAUAGGGAUUGGAGGAACAUCCCAAACCAAUAGCCAUUCGAUCAACAAUUCAAGAUCCCGGCCAUUUGAUGAUUUUUGAUUCUGUUCCUCUCUUGGUGUGGCGAUCUCCAAUUUCAGAUGAGUUCUCUCUUCCCCUUUCUCGGUCGGCAUCUCUCUCUGGCCUGCAUUUCUCGUUUUUCUCUGAUCAGUGUCUCUUUUCUUUCCUUUGGCAAUUUUCCCUUUUGACUAGUGAUUUUCCCUCUGUUAUUUAUAUUUCACAUUGUGGUUCUCCUGGUUUCAGAUUUCAAGUUCACCAUGAGUUCACUCUGGCAGUUAGUUCAUAGAAGUCGCAGCAGCAGCAGCAGCUUGUUCACAGUAAGUUUCGAGUUUUAAGGUUUGGAGUUCAUUGUGGGUUCUCUCUGGCCGCAGUUCGCAGAAAUUGCAGGUUCAAAGUGUUUCAUAUUCACUAUGGGUUACUGUGGUUUUCCCAUUGUCUCUCUCUCUCAGGUUGGCUGUUGUGCUAGCUCACUCAAAGAUCAAUUACAGUUGAUUAAUAAAUUUCUUUGUUAUACAA